Molecule: messenger RNA, 933 nt
Organism: Achroia grisella
Lineage: Eukaryota; Metazoa; Arthropoda; Insecta; Lepidoptera; Pyralidae
Product: mitochondrial protein C2orf69 homolog
Exons: 8
Coding region: 199-933 (244 amino acids)
Cellular component (GO): mitochondrion
Source: RefSeq, a predicted model, not a curated record
CUGAAAUAAAAACAAAAAAUAAAUAAAAUCUGGCUAAAAUAAAUAAAUUAUUGUAUAAAAUACAUUACUCGUGAAAAAAUACAGAAAACUAAACACUACGUUAUAAUAAAUAAACUCUACGUUAUUUUCCAAUUUUUGGAUUUUACCUACUCUACAAGCAUACAUCUUGUAAUGAUGCAACUGAUGUGAGAGUGUGAGAUGCUGCCUCUGCGUUUGCGCCGCGUUUCCGGCCACGAGGGGCGGCUCAAUGACACCCUGUUCCAGCCGGCGACGCGGCCCGCCCUCGCCUCGCAGACCCUCGUUUACUUCGGGGGUGAUGUUCAGGACUAUCCGGAAGUAAUGCAAGCUCAUAGAGACAACAGGAACUAUGUGAAGUGGAACUUGGAGAAUACUGCUCGCAUGCUGGGCCGGUACUUCCCCAACAAACAUAUAUUGGUUGUGAGACCCUCUAGGAUAGAGUACAAGAGUUUUAGUUGCUAUGACAACUUCGUGCCUAGUAACAACGCGGGCGUGCCCGACCACACCCCCACGCACAGCGCCCUCCACCACCUCGAGAGAUUAUUACAAGGUGUCGGCAAUAGAUUAAAAGCUAUGCCUGCUUCGGAGCUGCUCGAAGCAGUCACCUCUGUCAGUUUGCCAGAAGACAUCGAUAUAGAAGACUUACAUAACGCUGCUGUUCACCACGGUGAACAUAGCAAGUCCAACGGCUCCACCAAAACUGAUGCGGUUCAGAGCGGCGCGCAGGCCACAGAGUGUGAACACAAGCCUGACAGUAUGGUGGAGCCACUGUGGUGGAGGGACAACCUCGCCCUGGACGAGAGCCGCCUGACGCUGGUGGGGUUCAGCAAGGGCUGCGUGGUCCUCAACCAGCUCAUAUACGAGUUCCACUUCACCAAAACACUCACGCCGGGCGACGCACACAUGAUGAGGUGA